This is a messenger RNA of Sphaeroforma arctica JP610, 1706 nucleotides long. RefSeq names its product ATP-dependent RNA helicase eIF4A. The transcript has a single exon. NCBI's taxonomy places the organism in Eukaryota, Ichthyosporea, Ichthyophonida. Bases 92 to 1345 code for a protein of 417 amino acids. Gene Ontology annotation, molecular function: RNA helicase activity; RNA binding; ATP binding. The record is from RefSeq and is a predicted model, not a curated record.
GCCGUUGAUAUACAUCGUGCACGCGCAUGUGCUUCGUCACUACUGCAGAAUUAUAGAAGGCUGCAGACCCCCUCGGAAAAAGUUAAAAAGUAUGGGAGAACCACAGAAAGAUGACUGGUCCGCUGAGACCAGCGCUGAGCCUCGCGAUAACGAUGGAGGUGAAGGUGAAGGUGAAGGUAACCAGGAUUUCCUAAUUGAGUCUAACUGGGAUCAGGUUGUUGAUACCUUCGACGAGAUGGAGCUUAAGACCAACUUGUUGCGUGGUAUUUACGCAUACGGUUUCGAGAAGCCCUCCGCUAUUCAGCAGCGCGCUAUCAUUCCUUGCUGCAAGGGUCACGAUGUCAUUGCACAAGCCCAGUCCGGUACUGGAAAGACGGCGACUUUCUCGAUCUCAAUUCUGAACUCGAUCGACAUGUCCAUUAACGUCACACAAGCGCUUGUGCUUGCCCCCACGCGUGAGUUGGCUCAGCAGAUCCAUAAGGUUAUGUUGUCGCUUGGUGACUACAUGCAGGUCGAGUGUCAUGCGUGUGUUGGAGGAACGAACGUUCGUGAGGACAUGCGCAUCCUUGAGGGUGGUGUACAAAUCGUUGUAGGUACCCCCGGACGUUCGCACGAUAUGAUCCGUCGUGGAGCAAUGCGCAUCCGUGAUUUGAAGCUGUUUGUGCUUGACGAAGCCGAUGAAAUGUUGUCACGUGGUUUCAAGGAGCAGAUUUACGAUGUGUUCCAGUUGCUACCCCCCAAGGUACAGGUUGUGCUGCUAUCCGCCACCAUGCCAUCAGAUGUGCUGGAGGUAACCAAACACUUUAUGCGUGAACCCAUCCGUAUCCUGGUGAAGAAAGAGGAGUUGACACUUGAAGGUAUCAAGCAGUUCUACGUUAUGGUAGACAAGGAGGAGUGGAAGCUCGACACACUCGGUGAUCUGUACGAAACACUCACAAUUGCCCAAGCUGUUAUCUUCUGUAACACACGCCGAAAGGUCGACUGGUUGACAGAGUCUAUGAGCAAGCGUGAUUUCACCGUGUCCGCUAUGCACGGAGAAAUGGAACAGUCUGAGCGUGAAGUUAUUAUGCGCGAAUUCCGAUCUGGUUCUUCACGUGUUCUCAUCACCACUGAUCUUCUCGCCAGAGGUAUUGAUGUGCAGCAGGUGUCGCUUGUCAUUAACUUUGACUUGCCCUCCAACAGAGAGAACUACAUUCACAGAAUCGGUCGUGGUGGUCGUUUCGGUAGAAAGGGCGUGGCCAUCAACUUCAUCACUAAGGAGGACGGUCGUCUGAUGAGAGAGAUAGAGCAAUUCUACAACACAACUGUGGAGGAGUUGCCUAGCAACGUCGCCGACUUAAUUUAAAUACCUAAUCGAGCCUGGUUUUAGUAUACAUGCAUUGCACACAUCUAGCACGUGGGUGUAGCCUGACCACUGUUUAAAGUGGACGGAUGCGUUGAUCGAUGUGCUGGUGGGUGAGUUAGUUGGUGCAUGGAAGAUAGACGUCCUUUCAUAUGUGUGCAUAUACCAUGUCAUUGUUCACUAUAGUCAUCUGAGGUAUAGACUGCCAAAGGUUGCAGUGUGAAUGGCGUGGCGGAGAGGUGGGGUUCUUGCUACGGGCUUGAGGAGUUUCAUCGUGUUCUUCUACAUCUCGAAGUAGUCAUCGCUUUGGGUUGUAGAGCCAUGGUUGUAUAUAACUGUAAUUAAAACUGGAAAAUAUGAUGAA